UAUAAAAAUAUGCUUAUCACUGCCAUGAUAUUCGUGUAUUUGGUUUCGGCGUAUAUGCGUUCGGAUUCUCUGAUGCGAUCAGUGACUGUAAACACAUUGAAGUUGAAUUUGUAUAACUUGAAAUAUUACGUGUAGCAGACAAUCAGAAAUUGAAUAUAGGAAUUAAAUUGGGAUUGUGCCUUGAGUGUAAAUUCAGCCAUAUGUGCUAAAUUGUCUCUUUCUUCGUUUGUAUUCUGAAGGGAAAAGGACUGUCGGGUGUGUACGCACCAAUAAUCGGUUGUGAGACACGGAACUAAUAUUUGCACCCUUUUUUUCCCCCUGCGGACUGACAACAACAGCCCGCACCUUUGCUCGGAAGAAUAGACAUAUCAUAACAACCUUUCAAGUCUAUGGCUAACGACAACAGCGUUUCCCCAGGUAUGUGUGAGGCAGUAGAGAAGGAUUUGUAUGCUGUUCUCGGAGCCAGCCCUUCAGAUUCACUCCAGCAGCUCCGACACAGAUAUCAGAAGCUGGCCUUACAGUGCCACCCGGACCGUCUUGGAGAUGUGUGUGACUCAGAAGCAGAGUCUGGAAUGAAGAUGUUUCUUGAAAUAGAUGCAGCCUGGAAAAUCCUGUGUGAGCAUGAAACUAGGAAUCAAUAUGAUCAACAGAGGAGAGCUCGAGAACUUAAACAGGACUGGCCAGUUGACUGCAUAGUCUCACUGGAGGAAAUGACGUGGGACCAGGAUGAGUGUGUGUAUACAUACUGCUGCCGCUGUGGUGGACAAUUCAACUUGACAGAAGAGGAGAUGAAAUGGAGCGUGACAGUGAUGAGCCAAACAAGAUUCUGACACUAAAUCAUGACGAGACGUGUGCCAGGAUUUGUUGAUGAGACGAGACUAGACAAGUUAGUGAGUGGUCUGUCAGACGUUCAAAAUGCACGCUGUACAAAAAACGUUGUUUGUACAGUGGAACCUCGACUUUUAACGGACCCCAAUUUAACAGAUAUUGGGAGUAACGGACCAUCUGGACAGUACAUGUGUCUAAAUAUAGUUGCCAGUUGUCACUUAAACUCCCGAUAUGGCGCCUACCAGUGUGGUCGCCUCGGUAACGCGCUCUCUAGUAUUGUUUUGUUUUUGUGUUUUUCGUCGGUCUUUGGAGACCUUACACAACUCACUUACACAAGGGGAGACCUGCUAACCAUCAAGGAGUCGACUCCGGACUUUCUGUCACCAACUUUUGCAAAUCCGCUCAGUUUUUUCCCCGAGUUACUCACCGGAGCGGCGUCCGCGGUUUUCGGCGCAUGGAGACGGAAGCGGCGCCACAGAGGGAAACGGGCCGGCAUUCAGGUGAAACUCCGCAAGGGAGGACACAGAUUGGCGUUCCCGUCGAUCCACCUCGCGAAUGUACGCUCCCUACCCAACAAAAUGACCAUUCACACUCACAUUCACACCGUCACUGAGUGGGAACUGAACCCAUGCUGCCUGCACCGAAGUCAGGCGAAUGCACCACUAUACCAUCAGUGACUCUUGUGACAACAGUACCUGCAAAUUCCAGGUCUUUUUUAAGCUCUCCACGGGUGGUCCUUGGCUCUUGUACAGCUCUUUUUCUUAUUAUUAUUAUUCUUUGCACUCCUCUGUCUGAAAUAUUGCGAGGAGCACCUAAUCGACGCAAAUGUAUGGUGGUAUGGUUGACUUUCCACUUACGUAUUAUGGCCCCAACCGUGCUUAUUGGAAUGUUUCGAAGCUUAGAUAUGCCCCUGUAACCAAUGCCAUUGUUGUUUUGCCAUAAUUAGUUUGCGAUGGUCUUGAGACAGCUCUUUUGAGAUGUGUCUUGACUCACACCUUGUCAAUGAGACCUUUUUGAAGGCCAUCAAUUAGGACUGAACCAGCUGAUAUUAAUUUGCACUGACAAGGAGCUGGAUUGCUGUUUGAUUGUUGAAAGAUUUUAGGUGUUGUCUUGGCUUUCUAUGCCUUUUUGCACCUCCCUUUCUUCUUGUGUUCAAUACAUUUUCCCUGUGUCAUUUCACAUUUUUACACAGAACUUAAUUUUUGAUCUUAUUUGUUCUACUUUCUUUGUAUGUAUGGAUUACUUGGAUUGUUCCCAACAUCUGCUGACAUUUUCAUGCGAAUAGCACCUUUUGAAGUAUAUUUAGUGAGAAAAAUGGUGACGUGUUAAAUACUUAUUUUUAUUUCUGUGUGUAUAUUUAAGACAUUUCAUUUUUUGGGUGGUGUGAUGUGACAUUCUUCUAACGUACAAUGAGCCUCAUAGGUAAUAAAAAGUCUAAAACCUGCACAAAUGCCAGAAUUUUGUGAUGUUAAAAAAAUAGAUAAAGAUAAAUUUAAAAUAUUUUGCCACCAUUUAUAUGACAUAACCUGUACAACUAAAAAGAAACACAUUCCUUUUUGAGAGGGAAAGUAAAAAUAAGGAAAACAGUGAUAAUGUAUUUGCAAAAGUGUGCAGACCCUCAUAACUGGGGAUGUGGCUGUAUUCAGAAUUAACCAAUCACAUUCAAACUCAUGUUAAAUGGGAGGCAGCACACACCUACCACUAUUUAAAGUGCCUCUGAUGAACCCCAAAACAAAUUCCAGAUGUUCUCGUAGCUUUCAUGAUUUUUAUUUUUUCUUUGCUUCCUCGGUGAAGUCUGAAGGUUCAUCUUCUGCCUUGGUUUCAUCAGACCGUAACAUUUCUCACUUGUUUGGGACAUUUUGUUAUGGUCCGAUGAAACCUAGGCUCAACCUUUUGGCCAUGAGUCUAAAAGGUAUGUUUGGGGCAAACACACUACUGCUCAUUAAAGGUCCAGUAUUUUGUCAAACCAACUUUUGCUAGUAUUUGGGAUGUGACCUGACCUGAAGACAAGCAUGGUGGUGGGUGGCCGCAACAUGCUCUGGGGCUGUUUUUCUUCAGCUGUUAUGGUACUGGGGCCUUCCUCGAAGUGGUGAAAAUUGGGAACAGUUUCAAAUUGUAUUCACGCAAAACCUUUAGGCCUCUGCUAAAAAGCAGAGGUCAGGAAAAGGAAAGGAAAGAGCUGAACUUUAUUUGUGGUUAAUCAGUGUUACUUAAAAGGCAGCAGGUGUGUACCGACUCAUUUAACAUGAGUUUGAAUGUGAUUAAUUCUGAACCCAGCAACAUCCCCAGUUAUGAGGGUGUCCAUACCUGUGCAACCACAUCUCAGCUGUUUAUUUUCGCCUCUGCUCAUGAGAUUUAAUUUUUGCUUAUCACAUUAAUGGCAAAAAGUUUAGUAAUUAUAUCUGGCUUUUUUUUUUUUUUGUCAUCACAAAUAUCUGGCAUUCAAACAGGCAUGUGUAGACUCCUUAUAUCCACAGUACGUCAAGUAGCAGAUUUAGAUUGUAUAAUUGUAGAAAAUUUUUCCAUGUAUUUCAACAAAUUGGCGUGUGAACACCUUUACCAUUGUGUAUGCUGUAUAAACAUACCAUCAAAUCAUCUUUUUGUGUUACAGGAGUUGGAAUAGAACACCAAAUCAAGACAAGAAAAAUGGCUUCUUUGUGUCUUAUAGAGACAAAGGAAGCCAAUAAAAAUUCUAUUCUGGCAUCGUAAAACAAAUAAUCAAAUAAAUAUACAAUCAGUUUCUAAUUUAUAUGGUAUCUACAGUCCUUAUUAUUCACAGAAAGUAUAAAGUAAUAAAAAAUACAACUCUGCAGUACAAAUGCAUUCUGUGACCCGGCAAAAUGGCAGUAUAUUGUGACCCCACAGGGGUGCCAAACCCCAAAUUGCGAAGUGGUGCCCUAAAUGACAGAGCUAUUCU
Messenger RNA from Phycodurus eques (leafy seadragon), 3745 nucleotides. RefSeq names its product DnaJ (Hsp40) homolog, subfamily C, member 24 (gene dnajc24). Gene Ontology annotation, biological process: positive regulation of ATP-dependent activity. The transcript is spliced from 6 exons. Gene Ontology annotation, molecular function: ferrous iron binding; ATPase activator activity. NCBI's taxonomy places the organism in Eukaryota, Metazoa, Chordata, Actinopteri, Syngnathiformes, Syngnathidae. Bases 390 to 830 code for a protein of 146 amino acids. The record is from RefSeq and is a predicted model, not a curated record.